Molecule: messenger RNA, 1008 nt
Organism: Penicillium diatomitis
Lineage: Eukaryota; Fungi; Ascomycota; Eurotiomycetes; Eurotiales; Aspergillaceae
Exons: 1
Coding region: 1-1008 (335 amino acids)
Source: RefSeq, a predicted model, not a curated record
AUGGUCGGCCACAAUGCCUCUGUCGACAACUCCACCUAUACGGAGCGGUCGAUUGACUCCUUCACGGAGCGGACGAUCCUCGCGUGUCUGAUCGGCAUUGCCUGGUACAACGCCCUCGAACUGAUAGUGCUCUGUUUCUCGACCUUCAAACGCUACGGGGGAUGCUAUUUCUGGUCCUUGCUUGUGGCCUCCUUCAGCGUCAUCCCGUACGGCUUGGGCUACCUCCUGAUCAUCUUCAGAAUCUUCCCCAAUGAAUUCUCGGUUGCAAUGGAGCUGAUCGCCUGGGUGGGCAUGGUCACCGGCCAAUCGCUCGUCCUGUGGUCCCGUCUACAUCUCGUCGUGCACAGCCGCCGGGUGCUGCGCGCGUGCCUCGCCAUGAUCAUCAUCGACGCCAUUCUUUUCCACCUCCCGGCCGCUGUGCUCGAGUUCGGGGCUCACACCCACAAGGCCGACCUCUUCGUCCCGCCCUUCAAUGUCUUUGAGCGCAUCCAACUCAUCGCCUUUUCGUUGCAGGAGAUUGUUCUCUCUGCGCUCUACUCUUACGAGGCCGUCCGACUCCUCAACCUGCGACCACGCGGUCACUACCGGGGCACGCUCCUCCAACUUCUCAUCGUCAACCUGGCCAUGAUCUUCAUGGACGCGGCCAUCAUCGGCGUCCAGUACUCGGGAUACUUUGACGUGCACGUCACCCUCAAAGCCAUGUCGUACAGCAUCAAGCUGAAGCUCGAGUAUGCGAUUCUGGGCAAACUCGUCCAUUUCACCGAAAUGAGCCACAGUACCAAUUCGGCCCCGACCGAUCUCUCGGACUUUGUCGAUCUCUCCUACUAUCAUCCAAAUCAACCACGGGUGCCAGACGGUGGAAGUCAGACGCGAUUUGUCGGUGGACCGGACUCACCGUACGAGCGAUGCGGUCAGACCCCUUCAAAAGAGUCCUCCCAUGAUGCUGGUACAUCGGAGGCCUCAACGCGGGUCAGUACAAGCAAUGAAGCUGUACAGCGGUCACUAUGA